Molecule: messenger RNA, 642 nt
Organism: Ceraceosorus bombacis
Lineage: Eukaryota; Fungi; Basidiomycota; Exobasidiomycetes; Ceraceosorales; Ceraceosoraceae
Source: the annotation of a GenBank genome assembly
AUGGCAUUCAUGCCUCGCUCCCACCUACCACCACCACUACCGGUCGACAUCGAGCGAUCCCCGACACAAGAGGGAAAGGAAGGCCAAACAGGCACUCUACUCAUCAUGAGCAGCAGUCAGAGCGAACUUCGCAGUCGCAGCCACGCUCACGGCUCGCAGCACGGUGCUCAUCACUCCAGCGCGCCGGUCGUAGUGUCCAACGCGAAUCACAAUCACGUUGCGUCUGCUCGACAUUCCAAGGACAAUCAAAAGUCCCAUCUUACUACUCAGAACGCAAAUACGGUCCUCGCGGCAAAGUACGCCGAGACGUUGCGCCUAGCAGAAGCGGACCGGUCUCCUCCUCUCCUCUCUCGCUUGGCCCUGCUUUGCUUUGUCGCGCUGCUCAUCUUUUACGCGCUCAGGGGCAGAGCGCAAGUGUCUGGAUGGAAGAUGAUCAAUGAGCGCAAGCUUGCACUUGGUACUGCGGCACAUCCUCAGCCAAAUGGAUGGGUAGAAUGGAUGGACCUUUUAGGACCUUUUCAAAAUCUAGUUCACAUCAGACAGGCAAGCUCGAUGGGUUUUGCCGGUCAGGACGACGAGGAAGCCUUGCGAGGCUUGCAAUGGGCCGCAGGAACGCAAGACUUUUGGUCCGAAGGUGAUUAA